GUCCAUGUGAUUGGUUCGUUCGUUACCAUGGCGACUGUCCUCCCCUCGCGACAGUCUGUUUGACUACCUAAAGCUCUUGGUACUUCACAAGCUGUAGUAGUAUCUAAGUAAACACGCAGAGAGGAAUAUUUGUUUUUCCAAUCAGUGCAGGUUUGGAAUACCUAAAGUGUUAACUUGUUUGUGAAACCGUUCGUGAUGUAAACAAUGAAACAAAACCUCCGACGACAAGUUAAGUUCGAAUUGAUUGUUUCGAAUCACAAGUGCACGUAGACUCUAUGCGGUGUUCGUGUAGUUUUUUUCGGUUGUGUAAUAGUUGAGGUAAAUAGUAAAAAAAAAAUGUUGACGCCGCAAAAGUUGUAUCCUGACGUGAGCAGCAUGUCCACAUCAGCCAACGCGAUGACUCCAAUGACGCCUACCUACUCAAUGAACACAAUGUCUUGUGUUUCCAUGGCAUCCAUGAAUUGUUCUCCACAAGCUCCCAUGUUUGGGGGUGGCAUGCUCACUGCUGAUAUGACCAAUAAUAAUAUGGGAAUGAAUUCGCGGAUUCAUCAAAGUAGACAGCAGUUUCUAAACGAUUCCCCACAGCUGGCAUAUACAGCUUUAGGAUCUCCGAUUUCUCAAACAACCUCAUGCAUGGCAUCUUCGAUGCCUGGAAUUGCGAAUUAUCAAAUUGGACGUGGCGGUGAAUUGAACGGAGGUGAUACUUCACCGAACACAGCGCUUCAGCGGGCCGUGCGGACGGAAAAGCCAUACAGGAGGUCAUAUACACAUGCAAAACCUCCGUACUCGUACAUAUCGUUGAUUACGAUGGCUAUUCAGAACAGUCCACAAAAAAUGCUGACAUUAUCUGAAAUCUACCAGUUUAUUAUGGACUUAUUCCCGUUCUACAGACAAAACCAACAGAGAUGGCAGAACUCCAUUCGACAUUCACUCUCGUUUAAUGACUGUUUUGUGAAAGUGCCGCGAACGCCAGAUAAGCCUGGGAAAGGUUCCUUCUGGAGCCUACACCCCGAUUCAGGAAAUAUGUUCGAAAACGGUUGCUACUUGCGGCGGCAAAAGCGAUUUAAAGAUGAGAAAAAGGAGGUUAUUCGUCAGCAGCAUAAAAGUCCUUCUCAUCAUAGCAUGGACAACAGCAAUAGUUCUGGAAAAAAGACGCCCCUUCACAGUGGCGAGGACAAAUCCCAUCAGUUGGAAAAGCCAUCGGAAAAUAACCUAAGUUCGAUGAUGAACAUACAUCCGAGUAAAUUGGAUGUUGAUCAGAUGAGCAUGAUGAACGCUAACGAAUUGAACAUGCACCAGCAACAUCAUCAUCAAAACAUGUCUCAUGAAGAACUGUCAGUUAUGAUUAAUCGUAGCAAUCACUUAGCGUCGCUAACUGAACACCAAGCGAUGUUACAUCAUAAUUCCAUCAAUCAUCAUCUGAAGCAGGAACCCACUGGAUACACACCAUCAAAUCAUCCUUUUUCGAUCACGAGGCUACUUCCUACCGAAAGUAAGUCAGAUAUUAAAAUGUAUGCUGAUAUGGGUUACGGAUAUAAUACCUUAAGUCCUCUUCCAAAUGCGAUACAUUCACAUGCAUCAUUAGGAAAUGAUUAUUACAAUAGUUCUUCGCUUUACCACUCAUCAACGGGAGCGACGGGUUUGUGACAGUAUCCUUUAGCCUAGAAACAAUUUUAUUUGUCAACUCGAAUAAACUAAACAGUGUUUACUUUUAAACUAUGUUUUUCCCUUCUGCGCAAGGAAAAUUAUCAAUAUUUUUAAACCGAAUAAUGAAUCUUGAACUUUGACGGUUUGCUAAGAGUUAUGAAGUUUCUUGAGAAAAUCUCAGUUUGUAAAUAUUAUUGCUUGUUCGAUUUUGUGCGAAUAAUCGAGUUGUACAGUGUACAAAUAUUUUUACAGAUACAUAUGUAUAAAGGUGUUAUUGUUUAAGGGAAAAAAUCUGUGAGUGAUAUUGUUAAAAUUCUUGUCGAAUACAAGAUACAUCGAUUCGAAAAAUCUCAGAAAGAGUUUCGAUCUGUCAAUUUAUUUUUGAUUCCAAGUUAUGUGCACUAUUUAAAAUUUUGUGAUCUGCGUUUGGUAUCAAGUGACAAUUUGCAAAGCUACUCAUUGAUAUUGCAAUUAUUUGAGUUGUAAUAUUCCAGAGCCUUGUUUUAAAAGCCUCAGCUUAUUAUUCCUUUCAUUCAGAGAAAAAAAAACAGUGACCAUCACAUGCAUACGCAACAUAAUAUCCAUAUUCUCUUGCCUCUUAAAAAUUAAUAAACAUAUCAAUUUUUCAACGAUAUUUGUUUGAAAGCGAAUGCGAAAUAUUAUGCAAGCAAGAUAACUGAUACUGACGUAUUUUGAAUAAGGAUUUAGUACCUACAUUGAAUACAACGCUUUUAAAGCAAUCUGAUAUUUUGUAUUUUUUUCAUUAUAUAUUAUAUAUUUGUUUACUUAACUUUGAUAAUCAAGUGCAAGAAAUACUAUGUAUUCUUAAUAUUUUCAUUAAAUGUAAACUUUGUUAUACAUCUUUUAUGUCUCGGAUUCAAUCGAAGAUAUUUAUCUCAUAGGUCACUUGAAAGGCAGUGCCAGUUUCAACAACAAAGGUUUUUGCAUUUACUUUUAGUUUUGAUGUUUACCAUUUGAAUCCUGUAAAAACUGUGCAGUAUUUGUUAAGAUGUAAAUUUGUAUUCUAAUAUAAUGUGAUGUUCUUAAUAUACUUUUUGCUAAGUAUAUUAUACCGAUAUGGAUAUGUGCAACUGAUGUGAAUCUGUACAUUUUAAAAAUAUGAAAGUAUAUAUAAUUUAUGUAUAAUACAUUUUUUGUCAUAAUAAAUGUUUCACAUCCUA
Molecule: messenger RNA, 2828 nt
Organism: Dendroctonus ponderosae (mountain pine beetle)
Lineage: Eukaryota; Metazoa; Arthropoda; Insecta; Coleoptera; Curculionidae
Gene: fkh
Product: protein fork head
Exons: 1
Coding region: 337-1647 (436 amino acids)
Biological process (GO): regulation of transcription by RNA polymerase II; anatomical structure morphogenesis; cell differentiation
Molecular function (GO): transcription factor binding; protein domain specific binding; DNA-binding transcription factor activity, RNA polymerase II-specific
Source: RefSeq, a predicted model, not a curated record